Messenger RNA from Megalops cyprinoides (Indo-Pacific tarpon), 7439 nucleotides. It is a transcript of the gene plxnb1b, whose product is annotated as plexin b1b. The transcript has 40 exons. Gene Ontology annotation, molecular function: semaphorin receptor activity; protein binding. The record is from RefSeq and is a predicted model, not a curated record. The coding region runs from base 646 to 7422 and encodes 2258 amino acids. NCBI's taxonomy places the organism in Eukaryota, Metazoa, Chordata, Actinopteri, Elopiformes, Megalopidae. Gene Ontology annotation, biological process: regulation of GTPase activity; positive regulation of axonogenesis; regulation of cell migration. Gene Ontology annotation, cellular component: semaphorin receptor complex.
AAAAACCCAGCGAAGGCUAGCAAGAGGAGAUGAGCGUCAACACAGCCGGAUAAAAUAACGCCAAGAACAAGCUGAACGGCGAAUAAAUUCGGUUUCCUAUAAGUGAAGAGAAACUUCUGCGAAAAUUCAAGCUCGUUAAGCAAUUAUUUUAUGCUCCAGCGUAAACCCUGGGAAACAAGUUUGCGAUUGGGAAAACAGUUUUGCCUGGAUUUAAAAAGUGCCCGUUGCUGACAAAUUGGAUUAGCAAACUAACUCCCCCCAUUCUGCGACGCAGAGGGAUUGCAUUCGAUUUGAAGGGGGGCUUCAUUUGAAAGGGAACGGGAGAUCUCGCAAUCUUUCCCCUUACAGCAGAUAUAAGGCUUUGAUUUAUCCUCAUGGAGUCCCAGCAGUAGUGCUUCUCCUCCCCUGGGUAGAAGUUCUGGAAUGUCACGGCUGCGGUGCUAACUCAGAGGAUUCUACAGGGACCCCACACGCCGCCGCUGCUGUCUCCCACCACCUGGAGAUCCCCGCCUCAGACGCCCCAUUUUCGCCCGAAUAUCGAAGUUCGCUGCAGGUCCUGCUUGCUGGGAUGUGUUUUGAUUAAAUUGCACUGCUGAAUGGCUGAGGGGUGAAAUGCCUCUUUAACACAGAGUUAGAAGCCAAUGAAUGUUUGCUGGGAUGGUCCUGCUCUGCGUUGGUGCUGCCGUAGUGCUACUCUCUCUCCUCGGCAGCCAUGUGCUGGCGCGUGACGUCUACCCCGCCUUCUCCCGCAACGACACCAGGUUCGAGCACCUGGCCCUGCACCCGGACCCCGACACGGGCAGAGUGUACAUCGGCGCCCGGGACCACCUCUUCCAGCUGGACAGACACCUGCAGCUGGAGCUGGUGGAGGAGACGGGGCCCGUGACCGACAGCAGGGAGUGCCUGCCCCCAAUCACUGAGACCAACUGCCCCCAGGCCCGCCGCACCAGCAACCACAACAAGCUGCUGCUGGUGGACCCCUUCUCCCGGGAGCUGAUCAGCUGCGGGAGCGUCAACCAGGGCAUCUGCCAGAAGCGCAGCCUGGACUCGGUCAACCGCGUGCUCUUCUCCACCGAGAGGCCCGUGGACACGCAGUACGUGGCCGCCAACGACCCCAAUGUGACCACCGUGGGGCUGGUGGUGCGGUCGCGGGGCAAGCAGCCGGUGCUGUUCGUGGGGCGGGGCUACACCAGCAGCCAGCCGCCCAUCUCCACCCGAAACCUGGCCUCGGAGCCUGUCUUCUCCUACGAGGAGACGGCCAAGCUGGCGGUGGCGGGGCGGCUGUCGGAGUACGACCACCACUUCGUGGCCGCCUUCUCCCACCGGGCGCACAUCUACUUCCUGUUCUACCGGCGCGACCUGAAGUCGCAGUCGCGGGAGUACAGGACCUACGUGUCGCGCGUCUGCCUGGACGACGCCGCCUACUACUCCUACGUGGAGGUCCCGCUGGCCUGCCGCUCGGCCGCGGGGAAGACCUACAACCUGCUGCAGGCGGCGAGCGUGGGCCUGCCCGACGACCGCCCUUCCCGGCGCGGCCAGAGGGAGGUGCUGCUGGGCGUCUUCUCCACCCGUCUGGCCUCCUCCAGCAGACCCAGCGAGGACUCGGCGCUCUGCAUGUUCCACCUGGAGGACCUCGACCGGCGCGUCAACUCCACCCGCGACCUGUGCUACACCCGGGAGGGCAGGGCCGAGGGCGGGGCCGAGGCCGCCUACAUCGAGUACGAGGUCAAGUCCAACUGCGCCAACCUGCCCUCGAACACCUUGGAGGCGUAUCCCUGUGGGUCAGACCACACCCCCUGUCCAAUGGCCAGCCGGGUGGAGGUGGAAGCCGAGCCCAUAUUGGACAGCCCGUCUGCCCGUCUCACCGCUGUGGCCGUCAGCGUGAGGGCGGGGCACACCAUCGCCUUCCUGGGAGACUCCAAGGGAAACUUACGCAAGGUCUUCCUGGGUCCUGACGGGGAAGUGGAGGAGUAUGCCACCACCUCCAUCCAGCCCAACGCGGCCAUCAGCAGCGAUCUCCUGCUGGACCAGGCUGAGGAGCAUCUCUUCAUCAUGACCGGCACUAGGCUGGAGAAGAGGCCAGUGGCCGAGUGCUACCAGCACCUGGACUGCCAGACCUGUCUGUCUGCCCAUGACCCAUACUGUGGCUGGUGUGUGCUGGAGGGAAGGUGCGGACAGCGCUCAGAAUGUUCUCGCGGGGAGCAGCCAGGACAUUGGCUGUGGAGCUUUGACCUGGACCAGCAGUGCAUCAUGGUCCAGUCCUUGACCCCGUCCAACAUCAGCCGACAGGAGAAGAGAAGUAUCGCCCUGUCCGUGCCAGGACUGCCCAGCCUGGAGGAGUGGGAGGCCUACUCCUGCUUCUUCCAGGACAACGAGAGCCCCGCCUCCAUCACUGAGACGGGCGUCGUCUGUUCCUCGCCUGACACCAGCAGGGUGCCGCCCAUACGCCCGGGAGAGGACUCCGUCACGGUCGUCCUGUCCCUCCGCUUCCACAACGUCACCGUGGCGACCAGGGACUUCACCUUCUAUGACUGCGCCGCGGUCAAGCAACUGUCCAGGAACACGCCGUGCCGGGGCUGUGUGAGCAGCCGCUGGGGCUGCAACUGGUGUGUGCACCAGCACUCGUGUACGCACAAGCCAACGUGCGAGGAGGGGGUCAUCAUCUACAAUCAGAACUUCAAACUUCCUACUUCAGCACCGCCUACGACCAAAGCCUUUAAGUUCACAUCGACCAUCCCGACCACAACUCUGGCCCCUACAACACCUCAACCUUCUACAGCUCCCACCACCACCACCACCACCACCACAACAACAACAACAACUACCAUGGCAACAACAACAACAACAACAACUGCCACCACUACAACCAUGGAGACCACCACCACUGAGGCCACUACAGAGGAACCGGUGAUGACCACACUGCCUCCAACCACCACCACCACCACCCCAGAGCCUACAACACUACCCACCACCCCUUCCCCAACAACCGCCCCCACCCCCCUGCCCCCCACUACCACCAUGGAAGCCCCCCCUCCUCCUGCGGAAGCCACCACCCCCGUGCAAGAAGAGCCCACCUCUGAGGAGGCCCCCGCCACCGACAGCGACAACCCCCUGGUGACGGUCGUCGAGGCGGAGGACAACGCGGAGACAGAGCCGCCCCCCGUCACGGUGGCUCAGCUGCACCCCUCCACCUCCCCGGUGCCCCCACCGGUGCAUCCAGUGGCAGAAACCGUGACAGCACCUCCCGCAGAUGGCCCCCCCGCUCUGGACGAUGCUCAGCCCGUGGUGGCACCCCCCAGCGAUGCUCAGCCCUCCCCCGACACCCCCGCCCCUGCCCCCGCCCCGACCGCCGAUGACACCCCCUUCCCCCUGGGGGCACCGGCCGAAUCCGAGGAGGCUCUCCCUCCCCCGCCGGCGACGGAGGGGCCCCCCCCUCCUCCUCCCCCCACCUGGGUCCCGGACGCUGUGGAGCUGGAGGAGGGAGCGCCGGAGGCGGUCCCCUGGCCUGAGGAGGAGGUGGACGCGGACGUGGCGGAAGCCGCUGCGGAGAACGACACCGCCACGUUCUCGGCGGCCACGGUGUUGUCAGGGGACGGUGACGCCGAGCAGGCCCAGCCCGCCUACCCCCACCUGCAGGACUCUGACUCCGAGCUCGACUACCAGUAUGACUCCUCCGACUUUUACCUGCCGGGGGACGAGGGCACCUUCGUCAGCUGGGGGGCUUCAGCCUGCCCCUGCGUGGAGAAGGUCCAGGGGUCCGCCCUCCUGCCCGUCAGAGUGGAGAGGAGAAUCACCUUACUGGGGCGGAACCUUCACCUGUUUCAGGAUACGGACCUGGACUACGAGUGUGUGCUGGUGAUCGAGGGCCGCACGGUUGUCGUGGACUCGUACGUGGAAAUGGAUCAGCAGGAUCCGUCCAUUUUCUACAUCACCUGCCAAUCUCACCAGUAUUCGUACUCUGCCCUCCAGGAGGAGUACAACGCCAUGGUCUACGUGAAGAGGAGGAACACCUUCCACGUGGACAGCUCCCAGGACCUGUACGUGACUCUGUACAACUGCUCGGUGGGCCGGUCGGACUGCAGCCGCUGCCACACGGCGGAUCAGAAGUACGGCUGCGUUUGGUGCGGAGGGGCGCAGUCCUCCUGCCUCCACAGGGACUCCUGCGCCGAGGACGUCGUCCACACCUGCCCCGCACCCCUCAUCCACUUCAUCGAGCCCUUAUCUGGCCUGGUGGAGGGUGGCACCAUCAUCACUGUCACAGGGUCGAACCUGGGGCAGAAGGCCCAGGACAUCCAGGACUCUGUCACUGUGGCUGGGGUCCCCUGCACCGUCAUCCCCAGCCGAUACGAGAUCUCCACCAGAAUCGUGUGCGAGACCGGGCCCAGCGGAGGAGAGAAAGAGGGCAAAGUAUCGGUGGAGGUGAACGGUGGAGGAUUCGGGCUCUCCAGCCAGAAGUUCAGCUACCAGGACCCCAUGGUGACUGAGCUGUCGCCUCAGAGAGGCCCGAAGGCCGGGGGGACCUCCCUGACCAUCAGAGGGAGGGGUCUGCUGACGGGCCGGGCCAGCGAGGUUAGCGUGGCCGUGGGAGGCGUCCCGUGCCUCGUCUCCUCUGAGAUCCACGAGGGCAGCAUCGAGUGUCUGGCGGGAGCCAGCAACGUGACGGGGGAGCACCGCCUGACCGUGCGCUACGGGAGCAGCGAGCGCCACCUGGUGGCGGUGGCCUACCAUUACACCCCGGACCCCAACAUCACACAGGCGGCGCCCUCAAAGAGCUUCCUCAGCGGUGGGCGCGUGAUCCACGUGUCCGGCCACAACCUGGACGUGGUGCAGGAGCCGCGGAUCCAGGUGACGGUGUCCCCGCUGGAGCCUGGCCCGAGGAAGAGGAGGAGGAGACGAAGGAGCGCCCGAGGGGCGGGGCCGCUGCAGAGGCAUCGGCGCAUCGUGCCGGAGCCCGGCUGCCCCGAGGACGCCCUCUGCUCCGUCAAACAGUUCGUGGAGCGCUGCGAGGUGAACACCAGCUCGCUGAUCCUGUGCCGGACGCCCGCGGUCGACGCCCAGGUGCGGCAGGCCCGGGUGCGGGUGGAGUUCCUGCUGGACAACCUGCGCUUCGACUUCACCUCCGUCAGCGGCAGCGCCUUCAGCUACGAGCUCAACCCCACCCUGCACCCGCUCAACCAGCACAACCCCAGCAAGCCCUACCGUUACAAACCCGGCAGCAUCAUCUCCGUGGAGGGAGAGAACCUGGACCUGGCCAUCUUCAAGGAGGAGGUGGUGGCCCUGAUCGGGGAGGGGGUGUGCACCGUGAAGACCCUGACCAGGAACCACCUGUACUGCGAGCCCCCGCCCCAGCAACCGUCGCCGGGGCCGGGCAAGAAGCGGGAGGGCGCCGACCCGCUCCCAGAAUUCACCGUCCAGAUGGGGAACCUGAACUUCUCCCUGGGGAAGGUGCAGUACGACAGCCAGAGCCAGGCCACCUUCCCCCUGGAGGCGCAGAUCGGGGUGGGGGUGGGGGCCUCCAUUGUGGCUCUCAUUGUUCUCAUCAUCGUGCUCAUAUACAGGAGGAAGAGCAAACAGGCCCUGAGGGACUACAAGAAGGUCCAGAUCCAGCUGGAGAACCUGGAGACGAGCGUGAGAGACCGCUGCAAGAAGGAGUUCACCGACCUGAUGACUGAGAUGAUGGACAUGUCAAGCGACCUGGUGGGCUCGGGCAUCCCGUUCCUUGAUUACCGGGCGUACGCCGAGCGCAUCUUCUUCCCCGGCCACCGGGAGUCACCACUGCGCCGGGACCUGGAUGUGCAGGACUGCCGGCGGCAGACGGUGGAGCAGGGCCUGGUGCAGCUCUCCAACCUGCUCAACAGCAAGCUCUUCCUCACCAAGUUCAUCCACACCCUGGAGAGCCAGCGGACGUUUUCACCACGGGACAGGGCCUACGUGGCCUCCCUGCUGACUGUGGCCCUGCACGGCAAGCUGGAGUACUUCACCGACAUCCUCAAGACCCUGCUCAACGACCUGGUGGAGCAGUACGUGGCCAAGAACCCCAAGCUCAUGCUCCGCAGAACUGAGACAGUGGUGGAGAAACUCCUGACUAAUUGGAUGUCCAUCUGCCUUUAUGCCUUCCUGAGGGACUCUGCUGGGGAGUCUCUCUACAUGCUGUUCCGGGCCAUAAAGCACCAGGUGGACAAGGGCCCGGUGGACGCGGUGACGGGGAAGGCCAAGUACACCCUGAACGACAACCGGCUGCUACGGGAGGACGUGGAGUACCGCACGCUGACGCUGAACGUACUGAUGCAGGGCUGCGGAGGCAGCGAGGCCCAGCCCCUCCCCUCCAAGGUGCUGGACUGCGACACCAUCACACAGGUGAAGGAGAAGAUCCUGGACCAGGUGUACAAGGGCACCUCCUUCUCCCACCGGCCGCACUCCGACUCCCUCGACCUGGAGUGGCGGUCAGGUGUGGCGGGUCACCUGAUCCUGUCGGACGAGGACUUAACGUCUGUGGUGCAGGGAACCUGGAAACGCCUCAACACUCUACAGCACUACAAGGUUCCUGACGGAGCAACAGUGGCUCUGGUCCCGAGACACAGCAAGCACAUCCACCAUGACAACCACGACUACGUGGCCGGAGAGAAGACGCCCAUGCUGGAGGACGCGGACGAGGGCGGGGUCAGGCUGUGGCACCUGGUGAAGGCCAGCGAGGAGCCGGAGCUGCCCAAACACCGGCGCGGCAGCCUGAGGGAGCGGGAGAGGGCCAAGGCCAUCCCCGAAAUCUACCUCACACGGCUGCUCUCCAUGAAGGGCACACUGCAGAAGUUUGUGGAUGACCUGUUCCAGGUCAUUCUCAGCACCAGCCGCCCGGUCCCCCUGGCCGUCAAAUACUUCUUUGACCUCCUGGACGACCAGGCCGCGCACCACGGCAUCUCGGACGCGGAGACCAUCCACAUAUGGAAGACCAACAGUUUGCCCCUGCGGUUCUGGAUCAACAUCGUGAAGAACCCGCAGUUCAUCUUCGACGUCCAGGCCUCGGACAACGUGGACGCUGUCCUGUCGGUCAUCGCCCAGACCUUCAUGGACUCCUGCACCAUCGCUGAGCACAAGCUGGGGCGGGACUCUCCUAUCAACAAGUUGCUGUACGCCAGAGACAUCCCGCGCUACAAGCAGAUGGUGGAGAGGUACUACGCAGAUAUCAGACAGACCAUCUCCGCCAGCGAUCAGGAGAUGAACUCGGCACUAGCAGAGCUUUCUAGGAAUUACUCAGGUGAACUGAAUUACCUUGUGGCCCUACACGAGCUGUACAAAUACAUCAACAAGUACUACGACCAGAUCAUCACUGCCUUGGAGGAGGACACCACAGCGCAGAAGAUGCAGCUGGGAUACCGUCUCCAGCAGAUAGCCGCCGCCGUGGAGAACAAAGUGACAGAUUUGUGACGGCGGGGACAGGGGGG